Messenger RNA from Vitis riparia (riverbank grape), 1427 nucleotides. RefSeq names its product very-long-chain aldehyde decarbonylase GL1-9-like. Lineage: Eukaryota; Viridiplantae; Streptophyta; Magnoliopsida; Vitales; Vitaceae. The transcript has 3 exons. Gene Ontology annotation, biological process: lipid biosynthetic process. The record is from RefSeq and is a predicted model, not a curated record. The coding region runs from base 289 to 1062 and encodes 257 amino acids. Gene Ontology annotation, molecular function: iron ion binding; oxidoreductase activity.
ACGAAAUAACAAGGUAUUAUUUUCCUCGCCUCCAAACAAGAUCCAAUCUCAAAAUUCGAAUGAUUUUAUUUCUCGAAAUCUCGAAUCCUUACCUGUAAUUGCUGUUAUUUGGCCCAAGCAAGGCCCAGAUCUGAAUGACAUCGCUCCGCAUUCUGUUCACAAAUCAAUCACAGUAUCUGGCAAAAGGAAGGCAUAUUUAGAUCACAAACUGUAAUGUGGGUUCGGGUUUUGAAGCUUGAGUUGUUUUGAAGUUGAAUUUGUGGGUUCUUCUCGUUGGCUCAAUCAACCAUGGUUUUCUGGGAAGGUUAUGUGAGUGAUGAGGCUAUGGGCACUUUUGCCCCGAUUAUAGUUUAUUGGUUGUAUGCGGGAUUUUAUCAGCUGUUACCGCCUUUGGACAAUUACCGGUUGCAUACAAGAAAAGAGGAAGAUGAGAAGAACUCGGUGCCCCUUGCUUCGGUGGUUAAAGGUGUUUUGCUUCAACAGCUAGUUCAGGCCACCGUAGCUCAUUUGCUCUUUGUGCUGACCUCCAAGACAGGUUCAUCUGGGACUGUAAUUCAGCCCUCCAUUGCAGUCCAAAUUGUGCAGAUUAUUAUAGGGAUGCUAGUCAUGGACACAUGGCAGUACUUUGUGCAUCGCUACAUGCACCAGAACAAAUUCUUGUAUCGCCAUGUCCACUCUCAACAUCACAAGCUGGUUGUCCCUUAUGCAAUUGGGGCCCUUUACAAUCAUCCGUUGGAGGGUCUCCUGCUUGACACUGUGGGCGGAGCAAUCUCUUUCCUUGUCUCAGGAAUGACAGCACGCACAGCUGUGAUAUUCUUCUGCUUUGCUGUGAUAAAAACUGUUGAUGAUCACUGUGGACUCUGGCUGCCUGGCAACAUCUUCCAUCUCUUAUUCCAGAACAACACUGCUUAUCAUGACAUCCAUCAUCAACUCCAGGGCCUAAAAUAUAACUAUUCUCAGCCUUUCUUCCCCAUAUGGGACAAACUUCUUGGGACUCACAUGCCUUACAAACUGGUAAGGCGACCUCAAGGGGGGUUUGAGGCAAGACUAACAAAGGACUAGUUACACCAAUGACCAUUCAUCCUUGUAUUGUUUCCAGCUCUCAAUUCAAUGCAGGAACAUUUUUCGGUUGGGGUUGUGCCAUUCUUGAGAAGCUGAACUACUAUUCUUUUGAGGUUUGAUUUUGUAGGAGUUGUUCAUUCCUUUUCUGGUUGCUUGAGACCAUUUUAUAUUUGGUCGAUAUGGUAAAUUUCACCAUUACAGCACUCAUGAACCCUGUAACCUUGUCUUCUCCAGGGUUAUGUAUUUGUGUAGUAUACUUGUUUUAUGGGCAUGCAACCUUCACAUCUUUCAGCCGGUUCGGAUCGAUGUACUAAAUGAUUGUAUUGAUCUUUCAUCUAGUUAAAAUUAAUGUACUUAACAGUACU